Bombyx mori (domestic silkworm) is the source of this 2850-nucleotide messenger RNA. RefSeq lists its product as uncharacterized. Bases 1 to 2850 code for a protein of 949 amino acids. The record is from RefSeq and is a predicted model, not a curated record. NCBI's taxonomy places the organism in Eukaryota, Metazoa, Arthropoda, Insecta, Lepidoptera, Bombycidae. Gene Ontology annotation, molecular function: catalytic activity. The transcript has 3 exons.
AUGGAAGAACAAUUUCAACUCUUAUUCGAUAAAAUGAAAAUGGAGAUGAAAAAUCAAUCUGAAUCCAUAACCAAUACCAUAAUGAACAAAAUGGAUGAGAAAUUAAAACCUAUUUUAGAGGAAAAUAAAUACUUAAAACUAAAAGUAGAGAGCCUGGAAAAGAAAAUCAAAAUUUUAGAGAGAGAUAAGAAAACUAACAAUAUAAUAAUCCAUGGAUUGACAGAAGACGAGAAAUCGACACCCGAGCUUAUCGAUAAGGUCAAAGAUACAAUAACAAAAGAAUUAGGCAUAGCAAUCGAAAAUUAUGAAUUCAACAAAAUAUAUCGUAUUGGUAAAACAAACAAAGGUAAUCCAACAAAGGUAAUCCGACCUAUACUGAUAUGCUUGACUACUGGAUGGAAAAAAGCGGAAAUAUUGAAAAAUAAGAGAAAGUUAAAAAACCUGCAUAUCACGGAAGAUUACUCUAAAGAAACCUUUGAAAAACGUAAGGCUUUACUACCACAACUCAUGGAAGAACGGAGAAAAGAAACAAAAACAACUCUCCCAAGCCGAUUGGUCUUCGUGGGAGAGAAUGACCAACACCCUCUAAUGGAAAAGAAGAGAUUUUUAGAUAUACACAUAGCCACUUUUAACGCAAGAUCAUUAAGAACUCCUGAAAAACUUCAAGAACUUGAAUUAGCUUUAUCAGAUAUAAAAUGGGAUAUAAUAGGAAUAAGUGAAAUGAGAAGAUAUGGAGAAGGAAUUGAAGACUAUGGAAACUUUAUUUUACACUAUAAAGGCGAGACACCAGGGCUCUACGGAGUCGGCUUUCUUGUAAAAAAAGGACUUGCCGAGAAAAUAGGAGAAAUCAAAGGUGUCUCAGAGAGAAUAGCAGUUUUAAACAUUGAGUUACCAGUCAAAAACGCUGAAAAAUGGUCUAUAAUUCAAGCUUAUUCUCCAACAGAAUCGAACAAGAAAGAUGACAUAAGGAAAAUAGAAAAACUCUAUGAAGAUUUACAUCUUACCAUUGAAAAUUCGCAUAAAAAUAUAAUUGUCAUGGGUGAUUUUAACGGUCAGAUAGGAAAGCGUAAUAACAUUGGAGAAGAAUACACUAUAGGACUAAAAGAUAGAAAAAUUAAACGGGACAACACUAUGAACAAACACAUAGAGAAGACAGGUGGAAUUAAAAAGGCUAUAAAAGAACUAACAGUAAAAAAAGACUGGAUGCCAAAAGUAAAGACUGACAAAAAUAACUACACUUGUAAAAGACCAGAAAUACUGGAGUUGGCUACAGAUUAUUACAAGAAACUAUAUAAAAGCAACAAGAGCGGAAGAGCUCAAAUAAAUGAACUAGAAUAUGUAGGAACUAAUAUCACACCUACAAUUUUGACGGAGGAAACAAUGAAAGCAAUCAAUUCUCAAAAAAUAGACAAAACUCCUGGAUCUGACCAAAUAACCAACGAACUAUUAAAAUCGGUUGCAUCGACCAUUGCCCCGAUAUUGACUGAACUGUUUAAUGAAAUUAUUGAGACUGAAGAUAUACCCACCGAUUGGACAAAAUCAACUAUAAUUUUAUUACACAAAAAGGGAGACAAAGGAGACAUUGGAAAUUAUCGCCCAAUUAGUUUGAUGUCCAAUGUGUAUAAAGUAUUUUCUAAAAUUAUACUCUCGCGAAUUACAACUACACUUGAUGAUAACCAACCAAAGGAACAAGCCGGCUUUAGAAGCAAAUUUUCAACGAUAGAUCACAUACACGUUGUAAGACAAAUCAUACAAAAAUACAAAGAAUACAAUAAAUCCUUUUAUAUAGGAUUCGUUGAUUUUAAUAAAGCCUUCGAUUCUCUAGAACAUUCAUUUAUUUGGCAAGCACUACAGAGUCAAGGAGUGGAGGCCAAAUUCAUAAAAAUUCUUCAAAACAUAUAUUGUGGAAGUGUAGCACAAGUGCGGCUUGAAAAAACUGGUAGACAAUUCCCAAUAGAACGAGGGGUUCGUCAAGGAGACCCUAUAUCGCCUAAGCUAUUUACGGCUGUUUUGGAGAACAUAUUUCGGAAUAUAAAUUGGGAAAAAAAUGGCAUUAACAUAAACGGUGAAAAUCUCAACCAUUUAAGAUUUGCGGACGAUCUGGUCCUCUUUUCUGAAUGCCCGGAAAAACUGCAGCAUAUGCUACAAGAACUGUCAGAUCAAAGUGCAAAAGCAGGGCUAUCGAUGAAUACCGCUAAGACCAAAAUUAUGACCAAUUCUACGAAGACCUAUAAUAUCACCGUUAACAAUGAAAAAAUCGAAUAUGUGGAAGAGUAUGUUUACCUGGGGCAGUUAAUAUCGCCAAGUGACACUAUGCAAAAAGAGAUCGAUCGGAGAAUAGCCAAUACUUGGAAGAGAUACUGGUCCCUCAGUGAAAUAAUGAAAAAUAAAGAUAUGCCUAUGAAAGACAAACGAAAAGUAUAUAAUACGUGCAUUCUACCAUGCCUGAUCUAUGGAUGCCAGACAUGGGCAUUGACAAAAAAACAAUUAAAUAAAAUAAACAUAUGUCAGAACAAUAUAGAAAGAAGUAUCACUGGAAUUAAGAGAAAAGAUAAAAUUAGACUAACAUACGUAAAAAAUAUAACAAAAUUAAAAAGCGUCGAAAAGGUACAUAAAAUGCAAAAGUGGAGAUGGGCAGGACAUAUGUUAAGAGAGACACAAGAAAAGUGGACAAAGAAUGUAACGGAAUGGUACCCAAGAGAUGGCCAUAGAAGUAAAGGCAGAAAAAAUCAAAGAUGGGAAGAUGAUUUCAAAAGAAUAGCUGGCGGAGAGUGGCUGAGAAAGUCAAAGGACAGGACCUUGUGGAAAACAUUAGAGGAGGCCUAUGUCGAGAGACAAGCUGUUUCCUAG